ACAUCAAAACACAAAAAACUGUCCCACUAAAGUUGACUGGGCAAGCGUGAAAAUUCCAUUGCUUUGUUGAGUGUAUGAGUCGUAUAUAGCUGCAUCAUCCACCCUUUCAAAUUUCUAUUUCCAAAAUUCUCCAUUAUUAUUCCACAAGGAAACUGCACUGUAAUUAACCCCCUUCAAACCCCUUGAAGCUCCCAAGGACCCUCUCUCGCUCUCUCUCUCUCUCUCUCAUAUUUAAUUUCCUAUUACUGCUACACACUUUCACAUAUAUUAUAUAUGUGUAUAUAUAUAUAUAUAUACACAAACUCAUAUAUAUAUAUAUGUAUAUAUGUAUAUAAUUAGACCAAUCAACUCCAACCCAAGUUCAAUAUCAUCAUGUUGAAGGAGUACAAUCACUAGCCACUGAUGAAGAUGGAGAUCACAGUGAUAUCAGCCCAAGGCCUCAAAACCACCUCCCCUACUCUCUUCUCAAACAAGAUCAGACCCUUCAUUACUCUCACCACCACCAACGGUGAUCACAAGUGCCACGUGUACAGCACAGGGGUGGAUGAUGAAGGAGGUAUCAACCCUACAUGGGGUGACAAAUUUCAUGUCCCUCUGGACACAAGCUUCUUCACAAACAGGUACUCUUGCAUAUAUCUGCAGCUUUACAGCAAGCGGCUCAUAAUGGGCCGGACCCAGUUGGGCUGGUGCCAAAUCUUGGCCCAAGAUAUUGGGUUUCCGCCGGCCGGUUCAGCACGGUACUUGAGUUACCGGCUACGGGCUAGAGACGGUUCCAGGACCAAUGGGAUUGUGAACCUUUCUGUGAUGUUGGAAAAUUUCGGUCCGGUCAGCGGUCAUGGGCAGCCAAACUCCGUCGAUGCGCCGUCAUUUGGCAUGUGUGGCACAUUCAUUGGUACACCGGUGACAGCUCUACUGCCACCUUUGGGUGAGUGCUCUGUGAGUUGUGACGGGCAGUUAGAUCACGUGGGUUUUGGUUGUAAAGAGGCACAUAGAUGGGCCACGUGUGAUUCUGAAGGACUUGAUGACCCUUCAAGAAAUUGAGAGAGUAUCUCAACGCGCGAGUAUUACCACUACAUUAAUUGAUCAAGUUUUCGAAAAA
Messenger RNA from Prunus avium (sweet cherry), 1099 nucleotides. The record is from RefSeq and is a predicted model, not a curated record. Lineage: Eukaryota; Viridiplantae; Streptophyta; Magnoliopsida; Rosales; Rosaceae.